GUCCAAGGCCCUCCGCACCUUCCUGGCGCGCAUCGUGCCCAUCACGCGUGCACAGAUGGGCAACCCCAUCCAGCAGCCAUGGGCCACAGUAUGGGAGGAGCCACCGACUGACCCAGCCCAUAUCAAAGACUACAAGAGCCGCAUCUACAAGAAAAUGGAUGCGCUCGGGCAGCUCGCGCUGGUCGCCAGGGAUGCGGGCAAAGGCAUCGACUCACUAGUUGCGGAGAUAUCCUGCAUGAAGCUCAUGGCCCAGAGUACGGACAAAGCCAGCGUCCAACUCGGCAAGCUCAAGACGAUGCGCGACGCGGCCUGCGACAAGCUAAAGGCCGUCCACGAGCAGAGGCACCGCCUGGCCACGGAGGAGCAGGUCAUUCAGCACGAGCUUGAGAUGAUCAACAACUCCAUCCAGGAGGUCAAGGAGCUCGAGAUCUACGAGCGCGAAGCCGAGGACGACGGGGGCGACGACAUGGAGUGGAUGGGCGCUGGCCUGCCAGAGGGCGCCUGGCCCGAGCAGGGCCAGCAGCAGGCCGCGGCUUUUGGCGCCCCGCCCAUGGGCCAAUCGCGCAUGCAGCCGGGAAAGUCCGACCCCAUGAUCCGCCCCGUCCCGCCUCCGCCGCCACCGCAGCAGAUCAACCAGCCCGACCCCUUCCAGAUGCAGGUAUUGGCCAUGAUGCAUGCGUUUCAGUCACAGAUGAUAAACAUGGCCCAGAAGCAGGAUGCCAACAUCGCCCAGCUCGGCAAGGCCAUCACCGAGAUCCAGGCCUGCCUUGCUCCAUGGUGCGCCUACGCCAGCCACGCCAGCGGUUUCGCCUACACCAGUAGCAGCUACGCCGCCGCCAGCGCCAAUGCCAGCGAGAUGAAGCAGGAGCCCAAGGAGGAGGAGCUCAAGGAGGCCAAGCGCGAGGACAUGUCCCAGGACACCCAGAUGACGGCCUCGCAGAUAGCCGAGGCAGUGCGCAACAUCGAGUCCGCACGCGGCGUUCCCGUGGGUCCGCCAGACCCCGAUGCCGACGUGCCCAGCCCCCCGCGCAAGAUGCCGAAGGGGGGCAAGGGCGAGGGCGGGCCUUUUUAG
Messenger RNA from Prorocentrum cordatum, 1072 nucleotides. The record is from the annotation of a GenBank genome assembly. NCBI's taxonomy places the organism in Eukaryota, Dinophyceae, Prorocentrales, Prorocentraceae.